Messenger RNA from Sorghum bicolor (sorghum), 1384 nucleotides. RefSeq lists its product as uncharacterized. The transcript has 4 exons. Gene Ontology annotation, molecular function: protein binding. Bases 57 to 1037 code for a protein of 326 amino acids. The record is from RefSeq and is a predicted model, not a curated record. Gene Ontology annotation, cellular component: chloroplast thylakoid membrane. Lineage: Eukaryota; Viridiplantae; Streptophyta; Magnoliopsida; Poales; Poaceae.
GAUUGUUCAUUUUUUUUGCCCCCUUUUCAGUUGUCUUGGCCUGUUCUUUCCCGGUGAUGGGCGCCGGCCUCCUCCUCGGCGACGCCGCCAGCCUGGGGGCCUACCACGCCCUACGCCGCCGGAGGACGCACCUCUACCGUCGCAACUGGGGCUCCAAGCCCCUGCCGCGCCCGCCGGUCUGGCUCGGCGCGGCCGCUCGUGUUUCACGGAAUCGCGACGACCGCCGUGGCCACGUGCCCAGGUUCGCCGCCUCCGCCUCGGGCGGCCGUGACGAGCCCGGGGAGCUAGCCGAGGACGAGGCGCAGAGGAAGAGGGAGCGGGAGGCGGAGCUGAAUCGCCGACUGAAGGAGGCCGAGGAGAUGGAGGAGUUGGAGCGCACCGCCGAGCAGCUGCAGAGCCAGGCCGCCGCCGAGGCCCCCGAGGAGUCGGAGGAGGAGAAGCGUGAGCGUGUACGCCGCGAGCUCCAGAAGGUGGCGAAGGAGCAGGCGGAAAGGAGGGAGACGGCGAAGCAAAUGUUUGAAUUGGGGCAAAGGGCCUACGGGAAAGGAAUGUAUGGACGCUCAAUUGAAUUCUUGGAGGCUGCACUCACUAUCAUACGUCCCUCCUCUCUCCUCGGUGGCGAGAUCCAAAUUUGGCUUGCAAUGGCAUAUGAAGCCAAUAGGAGGCACAAGGAUUGCAUUGCAUUGUACAAAGAGUUGGAGAGUACCCACCCUAUGAUCAACAUCAGACGGCAGGCAGCUGAACUUAGAUACAUUUUAGAGGCACCCAAGUUGAAGAUAUCAAACGACGAGGUGGUCACAAUACCACAAAUUGGGAGCAGCUGGGAUUGGUAUGCUGGAACAUGGAGCGACAAAAUCAAGGAACAAGAGGACAAGAAAAGAAAGAUGAUUGCUGCUAGCAACCAAGUUCAACCUUCUCCAAACAUCUUUGGAGACUUCUCUUUCUUGCGACUGCCAAGUGAAUGGAAGAAGAGUGCAUGGGUGAUUGUUACUUUGUGGGUCCUUUUGAUUGGAACAGCAAUCUAUCUGCAAACAUGAACAACUCCUGCAACUCUGAAACAUGCCACUCGCAUCUUUGCCAGGCACUGAUCCAUGGUUCAAACCCAGAGAUGUUGCUAAUAUGGCCGUGCCUCAGACUCCUCUAAGACAUGAUAGGCCCUGGUGGAUUGCAUUUGUUAUUUUAGGCGUGCUAUCCAAGAAUGCAUCGUAUACUCUUCCGGACUGGCAUGGGCCAUUUGUCAUUUGAAGAUUUUCUUUUGCUGCAAUGUAAAUACUAACUAUUGUAACUAGCAAUGCAAGCAGAUGUCAUCUAGUUCAAUUGAUUAGCAGUUCACCUGUGUGCUCGUAUACACGAUAAUAUUGCAUCUGGAGUUGAUUUUUUAUUA